Messenger RNA from Budorcas taxicolor (takin), 1725 nucleotides. RefSeq names its product PBX/knotted 1 homeobox 2 (gene PKNOX2). Gene Ontology annotation, molecular function: DNA-binding transcription factor activity, RNA polymerase II-specific; RNA polymerase II cis-regulatory region sequence-specific DNA binding. Lineage: Eukaryota; Metazoa; Chordata; Mammalia; Artiodactyla; Bovidae. The record is from RefSeq and is a predicted model, not a curated record. The coding region runs from base 256 to 1674 and encodes 472 amino acids. Gene Ontology annotation, biological process: regulation of transcription by RNA polymerase II. The transcript has 13 exons.
GUGCCGGCAGCUCCGGGCUGGGCGCUCCGCGGGCGAGGCUGAGAUUGGCGGGCCGGCUCCAGGUUGAAACUGGAGUGGGACUCUGAGGCCGACCUCCAUGCCGCUCACCAGCAAAGGGACUGUGAACUGUGCGCUGGUUCUGGUCAACAGCAAGGGUUGCUGGCCCAGCUGGAAGUGAGGAGAGGACUGAGUGCCCUGAGGGCCAUCCCAGAGGCCACCGGGAUCACAAAACAGUCCCCCAUGUGAAUCCAUCCCAUGAUGCAACAUGCCUCCCCAGCCCCCGCUCUGACGAUGAUGGCCACGCAGAAUGUCCCGCCCCCAGCCUACCAGGACAGCCCACAGAUGACGGCGACCGCUCAAGCCCCCUCUAAGGCCCAGGCUGUCCACCUCUCCACGCCCUCGGCUGCUGCCAGCACACCCGUGCCCACUGCCCCCAUUGACCCCCAGGCCCAGCUGGAGGCUGACAAGCGUGCUGUGUACAGGCAUCCUCUUUUCCCGCUCCUGACGCUGCUGUUUGAGAAAUGUGAACAGGCCACCCAGGGCUCUGAGUGCAUCACGUCCGCCAGCUUCGAUGUGGACAUCGAGAACUUUGUCCACCAGCAGGAGCAGGAACACAAACCCUUCUUCAGCGAUGACCCGGAACUGGACAAUCUGAUGGUGAAGGCGAUCCAGGUGCUGAGAAUCCACCUGCUGGAGCUGGAGAAAGUCAAUGAACUCUGCAAGGACUUUUGUAACCGGUACAUCACCUGCCUCAAAACCAAGAUGCACAGUGAUAAUCUGCUCAGGAAUGACCUCGGGGGGCCCUACUCCCCCAACCAGCCCUCCAUAAACCUUCACUCACAGGACCUCCUGCAGAAUUCCCCCAAUUCCAUGUCUGGAGUCUCCAAUAACCCCCAGGGGAUUGUGGUCCCAGCCUCAGCGCUCCAGCAGGGCAACAUCGCCAUGACAACCGUCAACUCACAAGUGGUGUCAGGUGGAGCCUUAUACCAGCCGGUUACCAUGGUAACCUCCCAGGGUCAGGUGGUCACCCAGGCAAUCCCCCAGGGAGCCAUCCAGAUCCAGAACACACAGGUUAACCUUGACCUCACCUCCCUCCUGGACAAUGAGGAUAAGAAGUCCAAGAACAAACGAGGAGUCUUGCCCAAGCAUGCCACCAAUAUAAUGCGUUCUUGGCUCUUCCAGCAUCUCAUGCACCCCUACCCCACGGAGGAUGAGAAGAGGCAGAUCGCAGCCCAGACAAACCUCACCCUCUUGCAAGUGAAUAACUGGUUCAUCAAUGCCCGAAGACGCAUCCUGCAGCCUAUGCUUGAUGCCAGCAACCCUGACCCUGCCCCCAAAGCCAAGAAAAUCAAGUCGCAGCACCGGCCCACCCAAAGAUUUUGGCCCAAUUCCAUCGCUGCAGGGGUGCUGCAGCAACAGGGCGGUGCCCCAGGGACAAACCCUGAUGGGUCCAUCAACCUGGACAACCUGCAGUCCUUGUCCUCAGACAACGCCACCAUGGCCAUGCAGCAGGCUAUGAUGGCGGCACACGACGAUUCCCUGGACGGGACGGAAGAAGAGGAGGAGGAUGAGAUGGAAGAGGAGGAGGAGGAGGAGCUGGAGGAGGAGGCGGACGAGCUGCAGACAACGAAUGUCAGCGACCUGGGCUUGGAACACAGUGACUCGCUGGAGUAGCCGAGCCGCCCAGGUGGCACUGGUCACCGAGCGGGAGAGGAGCGUCAUCAG